Molecule: messenger RNA, 2271 nt
Organism: Nerophis lumbriciformis (worm pipefish)
Lineage: Eukaryota; Metazoa; Chordata; Actinopteri; Syngnathiformes; Syngnathidae
Source: RefSeq, a predicted model, not a curated record
AUGCUUUACUUGAAAAAGUACUUCACAGAGGGCCUGAUUCAGUUCACCAUCCUUCUGAGUCUGAUCGGGGUACGGGUGGACGUGGACACCUACCUGAGCGCCCAGCUGCCCCCCUUGAGGGAGAUCAUCCUGGGCCCCAGCUCUGCCUACACGCCCACUCAGUUCCACAAUCUGCGCAACACGCUGGACGGCUAUGGCAUUCACCCCAAGAGCGUGGACCUAGACCAGUUCUUCGCCACCCGUCGCCUGUUGAACCGGGUGCGCCAACUGGAUCGCCUCUUCGUACCCAGCCCCGAGCUCGACACCUGGCUGGUGCACCGCGACGCAGAAAGCGGCCAAGCGGGCAGCGCCAGCAUCGCCCUGGACAAUGGGGGCGGCCUCGAGGACGUGAACGACCUCGACGCUGCCCCGGCCAUGAGGGGGAACGGAGAAGGUGAAGGGGGGCCGCCCGAGACCACCACCUAUAACCUUAAUGUAGCAGACAGCAGCCUGGGAGCAGUGGCGUCUGACGGCGACCAGCGGCAGGAAGACAACGACGACCUUAGCAAAGAGGACAUCGACUUGAUCGACAUCCUGUGGCGACAGGACAUUGACCUGGGCGCGGGCAGGGAGGUGUUUAACUACAGCAGCCGGCAGAAGGACAACGAUGGUGACAAACCACGCCCGGCCCAGGAAAGCAAGGACACCAACGACGAGCAGCAACGAGAAAGCUGGAGGAACGGCGUUAACUUACAGACGCUUCGUUCUGUGGAUAUCGAGACUGGAGAGAGCAUCCCCCAACAGCCAGCCACGGGCUCACAGACCUCCCUGUCUCUGCAGGAGUGCUUAAGGUUGCUGGAGGCCACGUUCCCUUUUGGAGAAGAUACCGAGUUUCCCAACCCGGCCGCGACACCAGAAGCGGAGGCCCCCGGCGCAGAAGCUCCGUCCACAUCACAGGGUUUGGCGCCUCAGCUGGACCUGGAGCAGCAGUGGCAGGACAUCAUGGCCGUCAUGGAGUUGCAAGCCAUGGAUGUGAACAACAGCGACGCAGGCUGCGGCAGGAUGUCAGCAUCCGACUUUCCACUGGUCCCGCCUGCUGUACCAAUCCACCAGGACGUUAGCCUCCAUCAGGCCUCGCUGGCCGGCUGCAGCCAGGAAUUCCCGCCGGUUUUCCCGCCUCACCUAGACUCGAACGGCGGCGUGCGAGCAUCCUCCAGCAACUCAAGCCAUAUCAACGCUACAUUCGGGACCACCAAUCUCACAGGACUUUUUCUGCCACCACUCCUCAACGGCACCGGCGCCAACGUCACCGCCAUCCCAGUGGACCCGUUUGGCAGUCUUCUGGAGGAGUCCAUGCUGGAUGAGAUUAGCCUCCUGGACCUUGCCAUGGAGGAGGGCUUCAGUCAGGCUCAGGCGUCGCAGCUGCGGGACGAGCUGGACUCGGACUCGGGCCUGUCCCUGGACUCCAGCCGCAGCCCGGCUUCCCCCAGCAGCUCGGAGACAUCCUCCUCCUCGUCUUCAUCCACUUCCGCCACCUUCUCCGAGGAGGGUGCCGUGGGAUAUAGCACUGCUGCUUCUGACUCGGAAGAAGGAGCUGUGGGGGGAUACCAACCAGAAUACAGCAAGCUAUGUCGCAUGAGCUUCCAGGACAACUUCCACGGCCUCCCCCAUCUGGGAGGAAUCAGCCACAACCACACCUACAACCUGCCGCUCGUACCUCCCUUCACCGAGCACCCGGAGCUCCCUAAGAAGCAGAAUCCGAAGAUUUCGAAGCUUUCCCCUCCCCCGCCUGAGCUCCUGGACAAGCAUUCAAGCCGGGACGAGCGGCGAGCCCGCGCCAUGAAGAUCCCCUUCUCCAACGACAAGAUCGUCAACCUCCCCGUGGAGGAGUUUAACGAGCUCCUGGCCAAGCACCAGCUGAGCGAGGCGCAGCUAGCUCUUGUCCGGGACAUCCGCCGACGUGGCAAGAACAAAAUGGCGGCGCAGAACUGCCGUAAACGCAAACUAGACACCAUCAUCAACCUGGAGGAAGGGGUACACCAGCUAAGGCGCGACAAAGCCAGGCUACUCAAGGAAAAAAUGGAGUUUCUACGCUGUAUCAGGCAAAUGAAGCAGAAAAUGCAGAGUCUGUGCCAGGAGGUCUUCGCCCAGGUCCGGGACGAGCAGGGCCGGCCGUACCCGCCCAGCAGGUACUCUCUCCAGUUCGCCGCGGACGGGAGCGUUCUGGUGGUCCCGCGCGGGGAACAGAACCGGCCUAAACCGGACAAGAAACCCAAGGACAAGAAGAAGUGA